AGAGUUUGUAGUCAAUUCAGAGCGACAUUGUACUUACUAAGUAGAUUCUUGAACUGCUGUGGUACCGAGAAAGUGAGUACAUUACUAAGUACAUAUUUUUUCUUUCACAAAUUUUGAUAGAAUCAUAUAACAUACAACAUACCACGAUAUAACAAGAUUUUUUUUCUUUACCAGCACAACAUACGAAUUUUUUCUUGUUGACUUCUGCGAAACAAAAAGAUGUGGUCGGACGUUAAUGUUGAGACAGGUGCUGUGCACGUCGUGCCUGCUUUUAAUGAGGUACUAGAAGAGUCACGACGAAAGCGUGGCAAUAAGGGAGAAAACAAUGGAUCGAAUGGGCCUACUAAAGGCAACAAGAAGACGGGACCUGACAGGAAGACGGGAGUUAAGGCAAAAAUGUUAUUCGAGGUGGCGAUAUUCUAUUACGUUCACAGCCCUUUUCCAUCUUUCUCGGCAUCUCGGUACCCUUUUCCCUUGUAUUCUCAUGAGAUACAACAAGGUAAAAGGGACCCCGAGAAAAGGGGGGCCGCGAUGCAAUCUAGCAGACUCUAACUCUAGGUAAGUAUCCCACUAUUGGGGUUGGUUAAGGCGAUAUUCUAGGUGGCUAGCGAUAGUUCGUAACUCAUUUAUAGCUUUCAUGUAGCUUCUUGAGAUGGCGGGGUGAUGCUGUCUCAGAAGAGGAACCAAGGGCUUUUUCUUUGUUUAGGUAUUCGAAAACUCAAAAUAAGCGACUUACUGACUGAAAUAAGAGAGUCUUGCUCCUGACUACAUUCCUCUUCUUUCAGUAUCUCCCUUGUUUUCACUAGUUACUCUCUUAUUUCAGUUUAUCGAAUAUCAGUCUCUUUUGUCAUCUCCACGGUCUACACGACAACGGUUAGUGCGGAGUUCUGCUCUAAAAAUUUAACUGAGCCCAAUAUCAGAAGUCCAAGCAAGACCAGGCCAACGUGGAGAGGACAAGAAGGAUCCCUGAAAUUGUCUCGGUUCCGUUUCUUCUAUCCAGAAAGUUUGCCAAGCCAUCACCCGAACUUGCGACAGACAGAUCCCUAUUUAUGGCUCCUUUCUAGACGCAGAAGAUAUCGUCGUAGAUCGAUGACGUCUGUGAAGCAGUUGUCCAAAAAGGAGGCUCACAACGAGGUGCCUUUUUCACAAGGGUAGAAAUUGAGCAUGGGACCUACUUCUAACGCAUGCCUACUGCGAAGCAAGAUUUUUGGACCUACUGGAGUUGGUCUUCGUGCACAAUGUCUUGGUUGCCUUUGUUUCGCAUCAUUAAGGCUGCGAAAAAUCCAUCUUAGCCAACAUUGUUUUUGUUAGGUCAGUUUCUUAACGUAACCGCAAAACGGGCCUCAACAAGAUGAGGUACGAGAUGGACGAUUUCUUUUCGAUCUAACAUCAUGUCGGAGCUCUCCACGCUGUUUGCAGAGCACGCACAAGAGUCUGGCUUUACACGACUUUUAUGCCUGUUGGCUACCCCGAUUCAGUCGGCGAGGAAUAUUUGGAAUUCCAAAUAUACGAUUGCAUUCAGUUACGGCUCAGAAGUACUGGCGCGGAGUACUCCUCUGCACAGAUGCAUUCAGUUUCUUUCUUUUAAGUAAAAUAGUUUCUUGAAUUCUAAGGCCGAUGAGAUUGUUGUUUCGAGAACGACGAAAAGCACAAGCAUCUUUGACCACCCCCUUUCAUCGGGAAAAACGUGCAAGAACUACGUGAGAAGAAUCUUACUUCAUUGACCCCUUUGUUAUUGUUCGUGGAAGAGGGAGACCUCUAAGUCAGGGUCUCUGUUCGUACUUGCGUACAGUUUUGUGUACGAAGGCGCUUCUAGAGGGCGCCGGUCUGGGAACUGUGACGAGUACAAGUGCACUGGCGGCGGCUCUUGUCUGGGUGUCCCGCGAUAUGUGUGGAAUGGUUGCAAAUUUGCUAUUCGCUUCAGCCUAUUCGCAAAGUUUUUCUUCGUAUGUCAAGGAGUGGCGUCUCUUCGCGGAUAUUGCGAACGACGUGGGACAAACCUUGGAUAUGUUAAGGCGCCCAUAAAUGCUUUCUUCUUUCUUGAGAAGGUUGUUUCAGGUUGACGACGUGUUUUCAAGGCGAAAAGGAUCUUCAAAGAGGAGAGAGACCCUCGUCUAGAAAAAUGGGAAUAAUAUGGGUCGUAAGGUCUAAAUAUGCUGGCACCUUGGACGGCAAAUGGCCAGACACUGUGGAUCCCACUGCAUUCUAUCCGGUUUGGCGUCAAAUACCUGGUGGAAGCAACAAACUUCUUUUUACUUUUAUGUUUACAAGAACAAGAAGUUCUAAAAAUUAAUAAUUCCUCGUUCCUUGUUGUUCUAUGUUGAGCAACCUUCACGAUUGAUUAUCCAUCGCGUCCAGCUGACAUUUCUAGAAUACUUCUUUUGCUGUUCCUUUCAUGUUAACGUGGUCUUGGUGUAACCUCAAUAAAGUGGUGAAUCUUUCAAUUGUCCACUGACUUCCUUCAAACGAAAUUUACAUGUAACUGAUACACUCUUUGGAACGGUUUCGACUUCGUUCCCUAGGCGGGUCUGGUCUCAAGGUUGAUUUGGCAGGUCAAAUCGGAGACAAAAGACAUGACGUUGGAGACUGACUCUAAUCUUGUCGGGUCUGGAGUGGCGUGCCUGGGAUAUUUUGGUCGAUUAUUGGAUAGCGCUGUUGAAUAGCAUGCAGCGUGAUGUCUUUUUGCCGUUCUAUUAUGAGAAAGGGAUCAACAAGGAUAUGCACUCAGGGGCGCUAAGCAUCAUCCGUCCUGCUCGGAUCUUCUUUUUCUACUUAUAUGAAAAAGAAGCUCCCAAGGACGAGGAUGGGACAACUGGACUCCCAGAUUCGGUUCUAAUUCUACUUGUACUUUUUGUCUCCUCUCGGUGGGGUUUUUCCAGCGCUGUUGGACAACCUACCCACUGGAGUUGCAGACGCCCUACGGUCAUUAGUCGACCCGGAGCUGGUAUAUAUUAUGCUCCGGUCCAUUGAUUAUACUUUUCCUUUGGAAAGAAAGCCAAACCGUAAAAACAUAGAUGAGGAUGUUGAGGUUGUUGCAUCGUAAUGGUACAUUUUUGCAAGAAGAUAGAUGUUCUCCAUUUUCCUCUAUGGGUAUGAAAUUGCAGUUCAAUCUUAAGAUACUUCUGCCCAUUAAAAAAUAGUACUGACGGUUUUUGUUUAUACAAGAAGUGCAGAUCAUUGGUAUAUAAGAAUAAAUAGAGUAGAUUAUUUCAACAUCUUCUUCUGCCCGAUAAAGAUCGCCUCAUCCGCUAACCGCUCUGCCUACAAUCCUGUUGUAGUGAGUGUUGUCAUUCCCCAUCGAAGGGGGCAAAUCCCCGUGGACAUCCUAUCACCGCUGGGCCAUUUAACAGAUGAUGCAAAGGUUAAGGCUAGAUUUGAGUAAUCGGUUAGCUAGUAAUGUAGUGAGAACUAGAGGCAGAAGUAUCUUAAAAGAGAGAAACUAGUAGCAUGUUCUUAGACUUUUUAGAGGCCAGAAACGUGACGCGACCCCAGGCAGAAGAGAGAUGAAGAAGCGUCCUCUUUUAGCAUGAAAAUUUUUGUUUUUCCUACAUGGAAAAAUUGCGUUCUUGCCGGCGAGCCUCAUUACAGAGACGCGUCUUUGAGCGCAUUCGUCCUCUAGCGUCCUCUUUUAGGAUCUUCGUCCUUCUCUAAAUAGAGAGAAGGAUUUACGCAGGACGUGCUAUCCGAUUGGCAUAACGUGAGCACAGGCAAAACGAGUUUAUCGCGGUCGGGGUCUUUCUUACGGCAACAUCUUUCUUUCCUAAUCAUCACGUAUACAUAGGUAUAACCACUCACGACUUUACACUCUGUCAGAGAAGUGAAAUACCCAUGACGAUGCCCAUGGAUCCCCAUGAGCGGACGAAUAGAGCAGCGUGUAAGUGAAAGAAAACUACCAACCUCGUCGCCAAGAACCCCUGACGCCAGGAGUCUAAAUUAUAGUUUGGUUGUCUUUGUAGUUACUCGAAGGUGAUUGUAGGUUGAAUUGGGUCAUCAAGAUAAUUAAAGGCGACCGAACCCCAUUUUCUUUCGAAGAGUCUGGUUUAACGACGUGUUACGCGGGCGGUAACCCCCUUUGCCCCCGAACGUCCUCCUUGGGGCGAUCUGCCGGAGCGGUGUUGCCACCUCGUGUGUCAACGAAGCCGACGCAUCCUAUCCUAUCCUCUCCUCUCCUCUCCUCUCCUCUACUCUACUCACGACUCUGUAAAAAUGCAUUCACGGCUCUUUAAUGCCAUCAACUAUCGAAUAUAGCUUGGAUAACCACUCGCUCUUCUUAGAAUCUAUCACGUACUGCACACAUUCACUUCCUUCCAACAGAAGCUUUUUCUUUGAUAUCUAACUUCCGCAAAACCGGGCUUUAGGCUUACCACUCCGCCAACCACUUUUUGGGAACAGCCAGUUUUGUACCUGUUUGUUAUGAAAGGUAUAUUAUUAGACCGACGCAGCUCGUCCAACUACAACAAGAAUUAUCAGAAUGUACCACUACAGGGAAAACUAGAAGUGGGGGGAAAGGGGUAGUUCAACGUCCACGAUGCUGCACUUUAUAGUAUAAUCAGAUGAAUAUAUUUGAUUAAUAGUUAUUUAUAAAGUUUAUAAGAAGAAGAUGGAUCUGGUUUUGGGGACAACAUAUAUCAACAUCUAAGUUUGGUACGCCUUGUUCCUGCGUCAUCCGAGUCUUCUACUGCAUGGUCGGGAACCUGCGCUUAUUCCUGACCAGCCUUCACGACUACAUUCCACUGUGGGUGAAUACUUUAAGGAUGUUUCAGAUGAUAUUUUAUUAGUCCUUCUGUGCUGUUCCCCACCAAGCCCAAGAACCUUUCCUCACUUGUAAGGAGUUACCCUUCUACUUUGCUAGUCUACAACAAGCUUAUUCAUUCCUAAUCUUCUGUCCCUGCAUCUGAGGAUUUCCUUUUUCACAAGCCCAAGAAGCUUGGCAUGUAAAACCUUCUAAGCAUAGAGGUUUCGUUUUAUUUGAUUUUGCUAUCGGUAUCCGCCAUUUGCAAAGCAGUCUGCGGUGUCAGUGCAGGAGCAGCGAAAUUAUGUACUACCUACCACUUUAGCCUUGGUAGAAUGGAGGACAGAGACAAAGCACUUUUAGAUGGAGACAAAGACAAAGCACUUUUAGAUGCAGGAGACAAAGACAAGAAAGCAUCAGGUGGAGACAAAGACAAGAAAGCAUCAGGCGGUGA
Molecule: messenger RNA, 5186 nt
Organism: Amoebophrya sp. A25
Lineage: Eukaryota; Dinophyceae; Syndiniales; Amoebophryaceae
Source: the annotation of a GenBank genome assembly